AUGACCCUGCUCCUUGGUCUCCCCCCUCCCUUCGGGAACUGGCGUGCCCCGCGGCCAGCCCCCUGGACCCAGCCCACACGGGUAUGCCCACUCGGCCGGCGCCUGCGUCCCAACUCCCGCGCAUCGGCGACCGCGACCUUGACCCCUUCUCUCACAAUCCUGCCGGCAUGUUUGCCGGACCAGACACCUUCCGCGGAUACCGCCCGGGCGCCGACGGCUUCCCCGCCCGGCCGCCCGGGGUUCCGCCGGCCGCCCGCUUCGACCCCUACGCCCCGCCUGGGGCUCCGGAGCCGGUGCCCAACUGGCCAGGGUCCACCGGUGCCGGGGGGGCCAAUGCCUCGCGCAAUGGCCACCCGGAUCAGGUGUACUAUGGCGCCGGGCAGCCCGGCAUGGGGGCCGGCUUCAGCAUCACCGGCGAGCCUGAUCCCGAUCACUUUACUCCGCCCGGGGUGCAGUUCCCCGGUGCUGCUGGUGCCCGUCCCGGUGCCUUCCGUCAGCACCCUCCCCCGGGUCCGGGCGGGCGCUUUGGCCCCGGCGGCAGCCUUGGUGGUGGCGGCUUUGGCGGCUUCAUGUGA
This is a messenger RNA of Fonticula alba, 575 nucleotides long. RefSeq lists its product as hypothetical. Lineage: Eukaryota; Rotosphaerida; Fonticulaceae. The transcript has 2 exons. The record is from RefSeq and is a predicted model, not a curated record. The annotation marks the transcript as partial.